Molecule: messenger RNA, 792 nt
Organism: Bipolaris oryzae ATCC 44560
Lineage: Eukaryota; Fungi; Ascomycota; Dothideomycetes; Pleosporales; Pleosporaceae
Exons: 1
Coding region: 1-792 (263 amino acids)
Source: RefSeq, a predicted model, not a curated record
AUGGCAAAGGCACUGCGCCAGACCCAGGGCGGCCGCCAGAGAAAGGGCUCGCUGCGAAAGGCGGCCAUGGCCCGGAUGCGCGAACGAAGCAGCUCCUUGCGCAAAGCAGCGAAACCCUCCAUUGUCACCACUUUCGACAAGCCGCUACUCGACUCGUCGCCCGCCGACACCACCGCCUGGGUGCCCGCCGUCCAACUGCCCUCUUCCCCGGCCGAACCCACAUGUGCGUCACGUGACGUUCUAGAGCCUCCUCCCUCUCCGCCAUUACUCGCAUCGCCAAUCUCGCCCAUGGCAGCGAGCCCUGCGGCGCCCUACGCCUCGACCACCGACGACGACGACGUCAUGUCCUUUUACCGUCCUCUGGCCGCGAGUAGCGACUACUCUUCUUUUGCGGUGCCGAGCCAAGGCCCUGUCGCCUCUCUCGCACACCGUCGCUCGACUCGCAGCAACCGGCGUACAUCGAUUACUGCGCUCGUGACACCUGCCGAGAUUGACUCGGACGACGAGUGGGAUUACAGUGAGACCGAAUGGUGGGGCUGGGUCGUGCUGAUAGCGACGUGGAUAGUCUUUGUUGUAGGAAUGGGCUCCUGCCUCGGCGUCUGGAGCUGGGCGUGGGAUGUGGGCGAGACACCGUAUGCACCACCCGAUCUGGAAGACGACGCAACCCUGCCCAUUACUGGCUACUAUCCCGCCUUGAUUGUCUGUACGGCUGUCACCAGCUGGGUGUGGGUCGUUGUCGCCUGGGUGGGCAUGAAGUAUUUCCGUCAUGCCAAAGUCGGCGUGGACGGUUAG